AUGACAAGACUGAAGCCCACCGUAUCCCCUGCAUUUCUGGAGGAGUUCAGCGAUCGAAUCGAACGGCUAAACAGUCUUCUCGCGGAAGGUGAUACUAUGAUCUCGAAUUUUGUAAGGAAAUUCGGGAUAUCGUCGGUAUCGCUGCCCUAUUCUCCCGAUUUCUCAGCAGACCGAUACGAUAACGGCCUGCGCACCGUGCAUAUCACUAGUGUUGACGGCAAGCAAAGGAUGCACUGGUAUCGUGCAGGAGCACCCGCUGGCUCAGCGAGCCAUAUACCUUCAGGCUCUACAGAAGCGACUACACAGACCGUCAAUGGUAGUGUUGUCGUCAAGAAAACUGUUGGUCACCCAGAACUGUCGUUCUCGGAGAUCUCAUUGGGGUGUUUACGACCAGACAUCAUGUCGAUGACCCAGCACGAAGAAGCAGAGGAAACUUUUUGCACCACUCCAAUACCGAGCCUGAAGGUUCCCACACCAUGUAUACCUCCAACCUCACCCGAAAUCGAUCGGAUCCAUGAUGACUCCACCGAUCCCCGCUCAACUGUUGAAAAGGCCUUCUGUCACGGGCGACAGACAGCCAGGCCCUUCAUCAUCCCGUCCGCUCUGCUGAUGAUCAUGCCAUGGAUACUGUCGAAGUACCUCAUCCUACCCUGGUUGACCAGCAUAGCCUACAGCUCACCCUAGCAAGAUCUUUGCAUCAUACAUCAAAUCUAAGAUAUAAGAGCUCCUCGCUCCGUGGUUAGUAGCGACCCCUGCAAGAUUUGAUCGCACCUAUAGUAUCCCUGGAGUAUCAAGCGGGCUUUCGUAAUGUCGUCCAAAUCAAAGACCAUCAAGGCUGCGCGCCUGGCCAAAUUAGAAUAUUGCGGGGAUUAGACACCCGCUCCAUGACAUGGCGCCGAUCCGGAUAUCUCAAUCAAGCA
Messenger RNA from Didymella exigua CBS 183.55, 920 nucleotides. RefSeq lists its product as uncharacterized. Bases 1 to 684 code for a protein of 227 amino acids. Lineage: Eukaryota; Fungi; Ascomycota; Dothideomycetes; Pleosporales; Didymellaceae. The transcript has a single exon. The record is from RefSeq and is a predicted model, not a curated record.